This is a messenger RNA of Arabidopsis lyrata subsp. lyrata, 2748 nucleotides long. Its product is annotated as glycylpeptide N-tetradecanoyltransferase 1. Gene Ontology annotation, cellular component: cytoplasm. The record is from RefSeq and is a predicted model, not a curated record. Gene Ontology annotation, biological process: N-terminal peptidyl-glycine N-myristoylation. NCBI's taxonomy places the organism in Eukaryota, Viridiplantae, Streptophyta, Magnoliopsida, Brassicales, Brassicaceae. Gene Ontology annotation, molecular function: glycylpeptide N-tetradecanoyltransferase activity.
UUCCCGUAUUUCUGAAUACAAACUUAAUAGUUUUGUUUCUUUCAGGGCAUAUUUGUUGAUUCGGCUUUAACGGUUGCAUUCUCAAUCCUAUGUUUGAUCCUCUCUCACCAGCCUCGAGUGAAGCAACAACAUACUAUAAUCGAUUCUCUUUCUGAAUGGAAAAGAGAUUGGAAUCGGAUUUUGCUUGAGUUUAAUUAAAUUAAUCAGAUACGCAUGAUUAAUAUUGGUGGGCCUUGAAAUAAAAGGCCCAAUAAGGAGCGUUAAAGUUGUGUGUUUUUGAACGCGAGGGGCUCAUUAAUUGAAGUUUGUUUUCGUCGAUUUUAACGGUCCGUCAAGUUUGUUUAACGGAAAUCUUUCACGUGGCCGUCUCCGUUAGCUCUAACUGAAUUAUGGCGCCAAAAGUUUUGAAAAGGCAGAUGAUGACACGUGGACUCGCCUCAAUCUGACGGUGAGUUUUGAAGAGAUCUCAGGGGUAAAUUCGUCCUAAAGAAUUUACGCGUCAUCUUAAAGCCGUUUUGUUAUAUACCAAAUUGCAAAAUUAGAAUCUUUCUCCUUCCCCGCCUCUGUGUUUCUCUCACUUUUCUCCGAUCGUAGCUCUACUAAUUUCCGGUGAUCUUCUUCCGAUUCUUCAACCCAGAGCUUUUGAUCGUAUCUCUACUAUUUCCGGCGCUCUUGAUACUGUUCUUGUUGUCUCACUUCAAUCCGGAGCUUUCCAAAACGGAGAUGUCAGAUCAAGGGACUGAUCUAUCGUGGACAACAUCUGAACUCAAAACUCAACCUAAUUCACCUACUAAUGGCGAUCAAGAUGGUGUUGAAGUUAACCCCCAUAGAGCUUUGUUGGAAUUUACCCUUUUUGAACUAAACCAAGCUGUCACACAUGCAUCUGCGUCAUCUGAUUGGGCUGAUGCAGCUGUUUUGAGUCCAAGUGAAUACAUUUUAAUCGAUGACCAACAAAAUCUCCAGCUUGAAACUCAAGAUAGAUUAGCUUUGAUUGCUGUGAUGGCCAAGGUGGCAGCUGCUGCCGCCAAACUCGCAGCUAGUGCUGCAUUGCAGGCAAAACUAUUCGCUGAAGAUGCAAUCCCCAAGUCAGAUGACAUUUUCAAAUCAGCGAAAUUAGCCACUGAAGCUAUUUCACUAGCUGGAAUUUUCGUUUCAACAUGUUGUGUCAAUAAACUGGUGGAGGCGGAAGAAUCUCUGAAGAGGUUAACAGUAGAUGCACUAGUUCCUGAUGCCAAGUUGAAGGAUAUGGGAGACACUAGUUUGGCUGAAGGUCCAGUUGUGCCCGCAACUAUCUUAUCUGAGGUCAAGAAAGAGAUGAAGCCGUCUGAUGUCAAUGCAUGUGAUAGAGCUGAGGACUGCAAAAGCUCAAAAAUCCAGCUUGAAAACAUGUCAAAAUCUCAGCCUGGCUCUAAAACAGAGAAAGCAGAUCAAAUCGUUGCUGAUACCAAGUUUAAGGAUGUCGGAGACACGAGUUUGCCUGAUGGAGGUCCAGUUGAGCCGGCAACUCCAUUAUCUGAGGUCAAGCAAGAGCCAUACAACCUUCCUUCUCCUUAUGAAUGGACCACCUGCGAUAUGAACUCUGAUGAUAUGUGCUCAGCGGUGUACAACUUUCUCAAGGAACAGUUUCCUGAUAAGAGAUAUUUGUUCCAGGAAAAUUAUUCCAGGGAGUUUCUAAGGUGGGCAUUGUGUCCACCUGGUUAUCACCAGAGCUGGCAUAUUGGAGUCCGUGCCAAGAACUCGACGAAACUCGCUGCUUUUAUCAGUGGCGUGCCAGAAAGAAUUAGGGUGCAUGAUAAGGUUGUUGAAAUUGCAAAGAUCACUCUCUUUUGUAUUCACAAAAAGCUCAGGUCUAAGAAGGUGCUUCCUACUGUCAUGAUCAAGGAAGUGACUAGAAGGGUUCACUUGCAGAAUAUAUGGCAAGCGGCUUAUAGCUUACCUGCUAAACGUGCUACACCAUUAAUCACUUGUCAAUACUGUAGAAUGUUGAACCCGAUGAAGCUAAUGGAUGUUAGGUUUUCAUGUGCUCUUGACAACACAACGGCAAAGAGACUGACAGUCAAACUUUACAAUUUACCAGAUGCAACAAUCACUCCUGGAUUUAGGAAAAUGGAACAACGUGAUGUCCCUGCUGUUACAGGUUUGCUCAGGAACUACCUAAGCCAGUUUGGAGUUGCGACUGACUUUGAUGAAAACGAUAUUGAGCACUGGUUUCUCCCAAGAGAACAUGUCAUCUACAGUUACGUAGUAGAAACUCAUGACGUGAUCACUGACUUGUGCAGCUUCUACGCUGUCCAGUUAACUAUCGACGACAAUAACCCCAAGCACGAAACAGUGGAAUGUGCUUAUUCUUACUACAAUGUGGCAACACAGACCUCGUUACUCCAGCUGAUGAAAGAUGCGCUAAUCGUCUCUAAGAAAGAAGGUUUUGAUGUUUUCUACGCUUUGGAUGUGAUGCACAAUGAGUCUUUCUUGAAAGACUUGAAGUUUAAACUUGACGAUUCACAGAUGCACUACUAUCUCUACAACUACCGCUUAAGAAGUGCAUUGAAGCCAUCAGAGUUUGGGAUUGUCUUCUGAGUACAUUGAAACCAGCUGAUGAAUGAUGCGUUGUUCGUCUGAUACACAAUGAGAGUUAAAGACUUGAAGCCAUCAGAACUUGGGUUUGUUCUCUAGUAAACUGUUCUUUUCUACUACUGUUAAAACUGUUACUGCUUGAUCCCGAAUGUAAGUAAACAAUCAUUAAACCAA